Molecule: messenger RNA, 993 nt
Organism: Beta vulgaris subsp. vulgaris (sugar beet)
Lineage: Eukaryota; Viridiplantae; Streptophyta; Magnoliopsida; Caryophyllales; Amaranthaceae
Product: RING-H2 finger protein ATL78
Biological process (GO): protein ubiquitination
Molecular function (GO): transferase activity
Source: RefSeq, a predicted model, not a curated record
UCUCUAAUUUGCAUAACAAAACAACAUAAAACAUGGUGCCCUCAACUUCAUUUACUUCUCUUCCUCAAGAAAUCAUUACCAAACUUCACUAUUCUAGAAGGUUAUUGCUUAAUUCUCCGAUUUAUAUUUCACCACCAACAAACCAAGCACCAACACCAACCUACCAAGUCCUAGACCCGGGUUCGAGCCAUGGCAAAAAUGGCUUUGAUGCUAACAUAAUCAUGAUCCUCGCGGUAUUAGUAUGCGCGUUAAUGUGCUCAUUAUGUAUUAAUACCUUCAUUAGGUGUGUGAUUAAGUGCUCAAGUAUGAUGAGUGGAGAGCCUAAUUAUUACCUAAGCAUGAUUAACAACCAUGAUGAGAAGAAGAAAAGUGUUAAUGGUUUAGACAAAAGGGCAUUGAAGACAUUUCCAGUUGUGAAGUAUUCAAAAGAUGUGCAAAUUCAAGGGUUAAGUACAGAGUGUGUGUAUAUAUGUUUGUCAGAAUUUAAGGAAGGAGAAAAAGUGAGGAUUUUGCCAAAGUGCAACCAUGGCUUCCAUGUUAAGUGUAUUGAUGAGUGGCUUAGCUCGCAUUCUACUUGCCCUACUUGUAGACAAUCUUUAAGCGAAACGUGUCAAAAGAUCAUUGGGUGUGAUGAUGAUCAUCAUACUACUACUACAUCAUCAUCAUCAUCAUCAUCAUCAUCAACAUCAUUAACAUCAUCAUCAUUAAGGGAUGUGGUUGUAGUAAGUAUUGUGCCACUUGAAAGGGAAGAUUUAGUGAGAAAUUACAGGAGUACUGAAGUUGCUCAGAGCUAGCUAGUCAAGAUUUAUAUGUUUAAAUUUGAGAGUUAAAGAAUUAGGGAGAUCUUUUAAGUGUUUAAAUUACAUUAUUUUUAGUUGUACAAAUGAUAGAUAUUAGUUCCUAGUUGUUCUGCUUGCAAGUGUAAAAACAAAGAGAGCAACUAAUUAAUACAUUUUUCUCUGAUUUUUGCCAUAUCUUUUGUCCUUAAUUAAG